CGAAAACCAGCCAACCAACAACAAGAUGUCUGCGCGAGUCCGCCAACCUACUGCGACACCAGGGCCAUCUAGUCGCACUCAGGGGAAUGCGACACUGCCCGACUACCAGCCGCCAACCUUCCCACUGAACCCUGAUGCUCAGCGCGCUCUCGCCAAUGUGCUGAGAAAACACAAUGUUCAAAGGCUGGACGGGCAUAUCACGCAGGCCCAGCAUGAGCUGACGACAACUGGCGCAGCGCUGCACGAUAGGCUGCGGGAACUCGAACAAAAGCUGGCGGCUAGACAACGGAAAGAGGCUCAAGGCUCAAGAUCGGAGCGCCUUGCCGAGUUUGAGCAACAAGUACAGGACACGCGCGAGAAGGUCGACAGCAUGACAGCACGGAUGGAGAAGGAGAUGCGCGGCCUGGUGGACUGUCGCGUGAGCUCGAGCGCCCUGCAAGACGCGGUAAAGGCAGCAGAGUCCGAUGCGAAGGCGAACGCCAGUACGCAGGCGACUACACAGCACACGCAACCGCAGACCCGGCGCCGGGCAGGGACUCGCGACGAUGCCGAUGAGGAUGAGGAGGAGGAGGACGUUGUGGAAAGUACUGAGCAGCACUGGGAUCCUACCGACCCGGCCGGUGGCUCUCAGAGCGCACCGAUGGAGGUAUUUGACAAAUGUGUUCAGCAAUCUAGAGAAAAGUUCCACGGGCUGCCUCUAUACGAGCGCUAUGCCGAGAACAAGGAGUAUGCGAAUUUCAAGAGCAUCCUUCACGAUGCUCAGCACCCAGAUACAGAUCCACCAGACGCGAGCCAAUGGUUCACAGAGGCUGGUGCUCCGGCGCCUGGCGAACGUCGAGACGAAAACGACCCGGAUGCGUCUGACGAUGAUAUUGAGGUCAUACGAGGGCAGAUCAGCACGAAGUGUCCGCUCACGCUUCAGGAAUUCAAGGAACCUCUGACGUCGACCAAAUGCCGACAUACUUUCGAAUCGUUUGCAAUACUGGAGCUUAUCGCGCAUUCCGCAAUGAGACCCAAGGCAGCCCAGUGUCCCGUCCCUGGGUGCAGCGCGAUGCUCGAGAAAGGUGAUGUGCGUCCGGAUAUGUUGACGAUACGUAAAAUCCAGCGCAUACAGAGAAACAGACAACAGCAAGAGGCCGAGGACGACAGCGGCAGUGAGAUGGGCAACGGAACACAGGGCAGAGGUCAUAUCAUUGAUGAUGACGAUGACAAUGAUGCGGAUGGCGCUUCUCACCAGAUGCAGCCUCCAGUCAAGCCCGAGCCUCGAUCUACAGCUUCUACUGCACGACCUCAGCACUCGCAACCACCUCGCCCUAGCCAAGUAGUGGAUCUUGACGAAAGUGACGACGAAAUGGAGGACUGAGGCGGGCAGAACAAUGUGCCACUCUUCAGUGAGCUACAAAUACAAUCGUGAACCAUAAGCUGCUCAAUGCAUCACUUCUGCCAAUCAUUUCUCCACAGCUUUUCCG
This is a messenger RNA of Cercospora beticola, 1469 nucleotides long. It is a transcript of the gene MMS21, whose product is annotated as SUMO ligase MMS21. Gene Ontology annotation, cellular component: nucleus; Smc5-Smc6 complex. The record is from RefSeq and is a predicted model, not a curated record. NCBI's taxonomy places the organism in Eukaryota, Fungi, Ascomycota, Dothideomycetes, Mycosphaerellales, Mycosphaerellaceae. Gene Ontology annotation, molecular function: SUMO ligase activity; zinc ion binding. Gene Ontology annotation, biological process: double-strand break repair via homologous recombination; protein sumoylation.